Durusdinium trenchii is the source of this 2250-nucleotide messenger RNA. NCBI's taxonomy places the organism in Eukaryota, Dinophyceae, Suessiales, Symbiodiniaceae. The record is from the annotation of a GenBank genome assembly.
GCACUUUCAAGUUAACCAACUGCAUUCUGAAUUCGUUUGCAUGCGAAUCUGGCAUGGUUUGCGAUGAUCCCUGCAUUCCAGUUCGCGCUGGGACACCAGGUGUUGCAGGGCCUCGUGACCGUGGGGCGCUAUGAUGGCAAACGGCCCUGCCUCUCUGCUGGAACCACCGCAGGGAAGGUGCUGAUCCAUUGCCCUCACAACCGCGUUGAGAACCCUCAGAAUGAGGUGAUGUUUCUGAACAUCAACCGCAAGAUCACAUCCGUGGUUACCGGCAUGUUGAACCCGGCGCUCCAGCGCGAUGUGCUGAUGGUGGGCACCCAGACGUCACUCAUGGUCUACGACGUCGAGGAGAAUGCCGAUCUCUUCUUCAAGGAAGUGCACGAUGGCGUCAAUGUCAUUGCCUUCGGACAUCUUCCUGCCAUCGAACAGCCCGUGUGUGUCGUCGGUGGCAACUGCUCCGUUCAGGCCUUCGACGCGGAAGGGAGCGAGCUCUAUUGGACGGUGACAGGCGAUAAUGUGAGCUCCUUGGCCUUUUGCGACGUGGACGACGACGGACACCCGGAGCUGCUGGUGGGCACCGAAGACUUCGAGAUCCGCGCGCUCAAGUCGGAGGAAGUCCUCAAAGAGAUCACCGAGACCGAUGUGGUCAUCCGCAUCGAGCCCUUGCACAAGUGUCGCUUCGCCUACGCGCUCAUGCAUGGCACCGUGGGCGUCUACGACAAGCUUUCACGUGCAUGGCGAGUGAAGUCGAAGAAUCGAGUCAACUGUAUCGAUUGCUUCGACUUGGACAACGACGGCGUUCCCGAGCUGAUUGCAGGAUGGGAGAAUGGCAAGGUGGAGGUCCGCAACGAGAAGAGCGGCGAGGUCAUGUGCAAGGACUACUUUCAAGCUCCAGUGGCCGCCUUGGUGCACGCGGACUAUCGCCUGGAUGGACGUGAGACGUUGAUGUGCUUGACCUCGGAGGGUGACGUGCGUGGCUGGCUGCCAUCCAGUAGCGGAGCUGAACACAGUGGCCUCCGGAGUGGCGUGGCUGCACAAGAGGCGAAGGAGAAUGACAAUUGGCGAGACCUCCAGGCUCAAAAGGCCAAGCUCACGCAGGAACUGGCCAGCUUCAAGGAACAGCUGAAGCAGUACAAGUCAGAUGGCAAAGAGACGGGACAAGGAGUGAUUCCAACCGAUACGAAGCUCAACGCCUCGUUGAAAGCCAACAAAGCUCAUGGCACGGUGGAGCUGCAUUUGAUGACCACGAACUACUCCGUGAUCCGCGCGGUGGUGAUCUUUGCUGAGCACCUCUUCGAUGGCGAGGCCUGUAUGUUGCAUCCGUUGCCACCCUCCAACAAUGUCAUCGUGCAGAUCUCGCCGGCCAAGGACGUGCAGACCACCAUGAGCAUCAAGGCCAUGACGGGUGUCACCGUGAGCAGCGUCCAGUAUCACGUCUUCGAGCUGAACUACGUGAUGCCGAAGUUCGCCAUGUAUCAUCAGGUGGACGAAGCUCCAGUGCCCAGUGGAACCGUGAACUUUGUGGUUCAGGAGCGGCCCAACCACAUUUGGUCGUGGCUGCAGCGCUCCUUCAUUUCGAUUCCCGAACAGAUGCCGGCGCCCAGCGGUGCCAACGUGCUGGAGGUGAAUUUCAUCUCCCUUCGCACGAACGAGCCAUUGUGCAUCACCGUGAGCAAGGAGCAGGCAGGGCUGAUGACCAUCCGUACCGAUGACAUGGAGACGGCGGGUGAAAUGGUGCAAGACCUUUGCAACUUCUUGCAGGUGACGGAGCUGGAGAGUACUGCGAACUUUCCCGCAGAGAUGGAGAAGUUCCAACAGGUCCUCACGCGAGUGGACGAGUACAACGCCGUCCGCAUGAAGUUGACGGCUGAGAUGGCUGACAGUGCCAACCUGGUCAAGGCCUUGAUCGUGAAGGCCGAGGAUUACAGGAUGCUGUCGGACAUGCAACACCUCAAGAAGGCCUUCUCCAGCUUGCAGCAGACCAAUAGUGAUUUGAUCGCUGAGUACAACAAGAGGGCCAACAAUCAUCAGCAGCUCUUAGCGCAGCUGAAGGAAGUCAACAUGAUGAUCCAAAAGGCGGCGAAGCUCCGCAUGGGCCACGCCAAGAGCCGUGUGGUGGCCGCCUGUCGACAGGCGAUCAAGCAGAACAACAUCAUGGGGCUCUUUCAAAUCAUCAGGACGGGCCAUGAUGCAUCUGGUUGAUCCCCGAGGGAUCCAGUCCAGCGCCGUCGCGUCGCGCCGUUCGAAAAA